AUGAAAAUUUUUAUUGGAAUUGAUGCAGGAAUUUAUACAAAGACAAAUCUAAUAAUACAAGAAAAACAUCAACUUAAUAAACUUAAUAUAAAUUAUUUUAAUCAUAAUGAAACCAAACAUAUUUUAGUUGGUUCAGUUGGAGGAUGGAGUAAUAUUCGACCUUUAAUAGAAAUUUGUAAGAUUUUAAUUGAUCGUGGACAUAAUAUAACAUUUAUUUCGCCAAUACCAUCAUUAUCAUUAUUAACUGAAGAGGAUUAUUAUUGGUUACAAAAUUCUUCAAUAAUUAAUCAUAUUCCAUCAGGACCUUCAUUUAAUAUAAAAGAUAUACCAGAAUAUCAAAAAAUCAUUUCAGAAGAUUAUAAUAUUAAAAUGUUUGGAUACUUGAUAAACUAUUUUAAUUCAAAGUAUUUAAAUAAUUUUAAUUUAUAUAAAAAAGUUGCUAAUGAAAUGACAAAAGUUGAUUUAUUUUUUUGUGAAUUAUUUUUAAAUGAUGCUUGUAUUGAUGUUGCCUGGUUAAUGAAUAAACCUUUGGUUACUAUGUCAUCUAAAUUAUCAAUGUCAUAUGCACCAUAUAAAUCCGAUCCAAUGAUAGGAUGUAAUGUAAAUAUGGAACAAGAGACAUUUUUUAAGAGAUUUAAGUGUGCAAUCAUUACACCUAUUCAAAUGAAUAUUAUUCUUUCACCUUAUAUUAAAGAAUUAGAUGAAUUAAGAAGGAGAGUUGGAAUUACAAGUUCUAAUUUUUCUGAAAAAUUACAAAAUUCAUUAUUUUUAGCUGAUACAUUUUUUGGUUUUGAGACUUCACAUCCAACUUCUCCACUUUAUCAAGAAAUUGGACCAAUAAUGGCAGAUGAAUACAAAACAUUACCAAAAAAACUUUAUAAUUUUAUAACAUUACAUAGAAGGAUUAUAUAUAUCAAUUUUGGAACACAAAUUUAUACAACAUCAAAGAAUAAUGCAAUACUUCUUCAAGCAUUUAUUGAAGCAAUAAAUAAUAGGAUAAUAGAUGGAAUAAUUUGGACAUUUGAUUCAUUUAAUUCAACAUCAACAAAAGAAUUAUUUCCACCUACAAUAAAACUUUCAAAUAACGAAAUUAUAAAUACUUUAAAUAUAUUAAAUAAUAAUUAUCAUCCAAGUAUACAUUUUACAGAUAAUUAUUCAACACAAUUUUCAAUAUUAAAUCACAAAAAUAUUAUAAUACAUUUAACAAAUGGAGAAUUAGUAAGUAUUUAUGAAUCUUUAUAUACAGGAACACCGAUGUUAUUAUUACCAAUUGCAUUUGAUCAAUUAAGUAAUAGUGAAAAAUUAUUAAAAAGUAAUGUUGGAUUAUUACUUUCAAAAAAUUCACUUAAUAUUCGAGAUAUUAUAAAUAAGAUAAGAAUAUUACAAAUGGAUAAAAAAAUAUUUUUAAAUAUGGAAAGGAUGAAAAAUUUAGUUAUAAUAAAUUGUAAAAGAAAAUUUAGAGCAGCAGAUUUAAUUGAUUUCGUUUUAUAUUCAAACAAAUUAAAAUUAAAUUGUAAUAAUCAAGAAGAAGAUGAAGAAGAGAAUUGUGAUAAUGAAGAUUUAAAAGUUUGGAUUACACCUGAAUCAAGAAUGGGGUUCAUAAAAGGAAAAUAUUUAGAUAUCAAUUUGGAAAUUUUGUAA
This is a messenger RNA of Rhizophagus irregularis DAOM 181602=DAOM 197198, 1641 nucleotides long. NCBI's taxonomy places the organism in Eukaryota, Fungi, Glomeromycota, Glomeromycetes, Glomerales, Glomeraceae. The record is from RefSeq and is a predicted model, not a curated record.